UGCAUCUAUGUGUGUAUUUGUCCGCCACGGCCUCCCUUGCUCGGCCCUGGCUGGGAAGUAAAGAGGCGGGGAGGGAAUGGUGUAGCGGGCAGGACGCUGUGAUACCACCCCACGGGAAUGUGAAACUGUAGGACCGACAUCACCCACCGUCUGCUUGCCUUGAUACUUUUUUGACCUGGUUUCUCAUGGAAGCCGAUGGAUUUGUAAGGAGGCGUCGGAUGACAGCGGAGACUACAGGCAGUGAUCCCGGGGUUGCUGGUGCAUCUGCCGGGUCAGAAGUUCGAUGGCUGGGGGGCAGAUUCUGGGGAGUUUCGGAAAGUAUCGUGGGCAGCCUGACACCCCGGAUCGGAGGGGAAACGGAGCUACAGACUGUUGAUUUCAUCCGUAGCGCACAAGACGCACAAACAGAGGACACUGAGCCAGACUAUGAGGGUCUGCCGCAGGGAGCCUCCACCAGCACCCACAUGUUGGCUGGAGCCGUGGCCGGGAUCAUGGAGCAUUGCAUCAUGUUCCCCAUCGACUGUGUCAAGACACGCAUGCAGAGCCUCCAGCCCGACCCCGCAGCCCGCUACAGGAACGUGAUGGAUGCUCUUCGCCGAAUUGUUGCCACAGAGGGAGUCUGGCGACCAAUGAGGGGGCUGAAUGCAACCGCAGUUGGGGCAGGACCUGCUCAUGCCCUCUAUUUUGCCAGCUAUGAGAAACUCAAAAAGACUCUAAGUGAUGUCAUUCACCCAGGGGCUAACAGUCAUUUGGCUAAUGGAACAGCUGGGUGUGUGGCCACACUGCUUCACGAUGCAGUCAUGAACCCAACUGAAGUUGUGAAGCAGCGCAUGCAGAUGUAUAAUUCGCCUUACCGAGGCGUGAUGGACUGUGUACGUGCUGUGUGGCAGAAAGAGGGCCCUGCUGCGUUCUACCGCAGCUACACCACCCAGCUCACCAUGAACGUGCCCUUCCAGGCGCUCCACUUCAUGACUUAUGAAUAUCUUCAGGAGCUGCUCAACCCCCACAGACAAUACAAUCCCUCAUCCCACAUGUUGUCCGGAGCUUUGGCUGGUGCCAUCGCGGCUUCGACCACCACACCUCUGGACGUCUGCAAGACCCUGCUCAACACCCAGGAGUCUCUAGCCCUCAGCUCCCUGUCUUCCGGCCAAGGCCCCGGCCAGAGCCAAGGAGCCCACAGACACAUCUCAGGCCUGGCCCACGCCUUCAGGACUGUUUACAGGCUGGGCGGCCUGAAGGGCUUCUUCAAGGGAGUCCAGGCGAGGAUCAUCUACCAGAUGCCCUCCACAGCCAUCAGCUGGUCGGUCUAUGAGUUCUUCAAGUAUGGACUCACCAAGCACCAGCACAAUAAGAGGAGAACGCAGCACAUGGAGGCUGAGAUCUAAAUUUCUCCCUGGUUCAUGCUCCUCUAAUAUUUGUUCUGUCCUCCCUGUGAGGAGAAGAUGAAGUCAAUACGCACAUAGAAUCUGACUAAAAUUCACCUCAGUUGUCCUAUGCUUUUCAGACAUAGCAGAUAAGAAAGACCCCUUCAAAGACUGCUUGACUAGUUACAUUGCUGCCAAGAUAAUUCAAGACUAAGUGUGGUUUGAGAUUUGUUGUUUCUCCCCCCUAGAAUAAAACAUUUACACAGUAUUAUAGAAGUAGUUAAUCUUUUAAGAUUUAUACUUUCAAGCUAUUCUAGUGACCACUACGUUUGGCCAAAGCUGAGGAUAAAUGUCAAGAACGCACAUGUUUUUAGUUGGAAAGGUAGUCAGCAGAGGGCAGUAGUGUUACUUUGUUCAUUCUCUUGUAGAUUCAUAGGCUUUGCUGUAUAGGUCCAGUGUGUCCCAGCCCCCUCCCCCCUCCCCAUCCAUCCAUCCAUCCAAGCCUUGAGUUUGCAAAAAUAAUUAAACUAUGUCCUGAUCAGGACCCCUCUCUGGAUUAAUCAUUAAACACUUUUAAAAAUAUAAUCCAAGACAAUUUAAUUUACUAGUUUUGGCAGGCAUUCCCUCUUUUAUGAAAUGUAUCUUCGAUUUGAUCCAAGGAAAAAAUAUUUAAGCCAUUUAGAAUCAAAAGCAAAUUGACCCUGACUGACAACAUGUUGUUGCUGACAUGGAUCAGUUUCCUGAUACCUCUUUUGAGGUGCAAUGAAACCCUUUUAACAUGGUAAAAGAUAACACCAUAUUUUAUGUCUUGAUUACUUGAACUGUGUCAUUUGAAAUGUAGUUCAGUAGUUUUUGAUGAUUUCAAUGAUUACCUAAAAAGAUUAUCGACCAGAUGUGGGGUUCCCUUUUUUCUUUUGCUAAUGGCAGUAAAGGGAAUAAUUAUCAUAUUUGUCUCCCUUUCAAAAGUCCAAGAUUGUUCCUUUUAUAAUAUAUUUGGGCAGAAAAUACAAAUAUUCAGUACCUCUGGGGUAUCAAAUGAGUGUUUAAUUUAUUUUUAAUGAUUUUGAUUUCUUAAAUUGUAUUUUAUUUCCAGCAAAUACAUUGCUUUAAACUUUCCUUUUAGUUCACCCCACCCCCCCACCCAUUUAUGGUUUAAUCCACCCUUGGAUCAUCCAAAUACACACCAUUAAUGCCUUGUGUAAAUGUUUGGCAGAACAAACCAGGGCGGCAUUAAAACAGCCAUUUCUGUGCAUUAACUGAAGCUAUCAGCUUGUUUUCAGCUUGUGAACUACUGACUUUCAAUAUCUGUGCUUGGCAGCAAAGGUUGUCUUCAUUGUACUGUGCCCAAAAAGAGUUCAGUAUACCACGAGAUAUGUACAUGUACCCCCUUUGAGUACACAUAAAUGGAAGCUGUCAUUCUUAUUGAUUGAUGUCUGAUUGUUUCUGACACUGAAUUGCACUCGUUGAAUAAAGACUGAGCAGUGGGGCUCUACUCACUGCUCAUAAAUGAUGGGA
This is a messenger RNA of Cyclopterus lumpus (lumpfish), 2879 nucleotides long. RefSeq names its product solute carrier family 25 member 28 (gene slc25a28). Gene Ontology annotation, cellular component: mitochondrial membrane. Gene Ontology annotation, biological process: iron import into the mitochondrion. Gene Ontology annotation, molecular function: ferrous iron transmembrane transporter activity. The transcript is spliced from 4 exons. Lineage: Eukaryota; Metazoa; Chordata; Actinopteri; Perciformes; Cyclopteridae. Bases 186 to 1385 code for a protein of 399 amino acids. The record is from RefSeq and is a predicted model, not a curated record.